Molecule: messenger RNA, 476 nt
Organism: Peromyscus maniculatus bairdii (prairie deer mouse)
Lineage: Eukaryota; Metazoa; Chordata; Mammalia; Rodentia; Cricetidae
Source: RefSeq, a predicted model, not a curated record
UCUUUCUGUCUCCGGCCGCCAUGUCUGCGCAUCUGCAAUGGAUGGUCGUUCGGAACUGUUCCAGUUUCCUCAUCAAGAGGAAUAAGCAGACGUACAGCGCUGAACCCGAUAAUCUGAAGGCCUGCAACUCCUUCCGCUACAACGGGCUGAUUCACCGCAAGACUGUGGGAGUGGAGCCCACGGCCGACAGCAAAGGGGUCGUGGAGGUCAUGAAACACAGAUCGGGUCAGCGAAAACCAGCCACUUCUUAUGUGAGGACCACCAUCAACAAAAAUGCACAGGCCACCCUGAGCAGCAUCAGGUACAUGAUCCGAAAGAACAAGUACCGCCCCGAUCUGCACAUGGCUGCCAUCCGCAGGGCCAGUGCCAUCCUGCGAAGCCAGAAGCCCGUGGUGGUAAAGAGGAAAUGGACCCAUCCCACCAAGAGCUCCUAAGCCCUACACCCCAGUAACAAUAAAGAGUCCGCUGACUUUUUC